Molecule: messenger RNA, 4024 nt
Organism: Salvia hispanica
Lineage: Eukaryota; Viridiplantae; Streptophyta; Magnoliopsida; Lamiales; Lamiaceae
Source: RefSeq, a predicted model, not a curated record
AUGGAGAGUUUUACUAUUCCCUUUGCUCUUUUGAUCUUAUUCUCGAAGAGUUUUACUAUUUCCUUUGCUCUUUUGAUCUUAUUCUCGAGUAGCUUUACCCUCUCCUUGAAUUCUAUUAUCACAGAUAAGCAUGCACUUAUUUCUUUCAAAAACUCCAUCACUUCUGACCCUUAUGCUGUUUUGAGCACCAAUUGGUCUCAAAAUACAUCAGUUUGUAAUUGGGUUAGUGUGUCAUGUGGCCUCAAACACCGUCGCGUCACUGCUCUCAUUCUCUCUGGCUACGACCUUGCUGGAAUUAUUGCUCCACAUCUCGGAAACCUUACGUUUCUCAGAUAUUUGGACAUCAGUUCCAAUAGUUUCACGGGGAUUUUACCCUUUGAACUCUCUAAACUGCGUCGUUUGAAGGUGAUGAAUUUGGGAGCAUAUUCAUUCACCGGAGUAAUACCAACAUGGUUGGGCAGUUUACCUCAACUAGAGAAACUCUAUAUGUACAACAACACUUUCAUAGGAACAAUUCCUUCAUCUUUGUCUAACAAUUCUAAGCUACAAAUAUUAAACAUGAACUAUAACCAGCUGAGUGGGUCCAUACCACAUGGUAUUUUCAAUAUGUCUUCCCUUGGACAAAUUAGAAUUAGAAAUAAUAACCUAUCUGGUUGGCUACCAAGUGAUAUAUGCAAUAAUCUCCCAAAUAUUGAAGCACUUGAUAUUUCGGCCAACCAACUUUCCGGAGAAAUUCCACCGAACAUAUGGAAAUGCAGACAUCUUCAGGAGCUGGAAUUAUCUAUCAAUCAUUUCAAUGGAAAAAUUCCAAGUGAAAUUGGAAGUUUAAGUAUGCUUAAAGAGCUGUACCUGGGCGUUAACGACUUCAGAGGAAAAAUCCCUGUAGAAAUAGGGAAUCUUUCACAGUUAGAGGAGUUAAGCAUCCCAGCCUCCUCUCUGACCGGAAAUAUUCCAUCUUCAGUGUUGAACAUAUCUUCCUUGAAAUACAUGUACCUAUAUAACAACAGUUUGUCUGGAAAUAUCCCAAGUGAUAUGUGCGACAGUCUUCCAAAUAUUGAAGUACUUAAUCUUUGGACCAACCAACUUUCUGGAGAAAUUCCACCAAACAUAUAUAAAUGCAGACACCUGCAGGACUUGGAAUUAUCUGUUAAUCAUUUCAAUGGAAAAAUCCCAAGUGAAAUUGGAAGUUUGAGUAUGCUUAUAUAUUUAUACCUGGGCGUGAACGAUUUCAGAGGAAUGAUCCCUGAAGCACUGGGGAAUCUUUCACGACUAGAGGUGUUAAGUAUCCCAGACUGCUCUCUCACCGGAAAUAUUCCAUCUUCACUGUUCAACAUGUCUUCAUUGAAAUUCAUGGACCUCUCUAACAACACUUUGUCUGGAAAUAUCCCAACUUUUCAUGGUCUUCCUAAAUUAGAGAAAUUAUAUCUGUUUGACAACAACUUACUAGGUCAUCUUCCACUAAAUUUAUGGAAAUGCAGUCAUCUAGAGAUCUUGAACUUAGACAACAACAAUUUCAGUGGAACCAUCUCUCGCGCAAUUGGAAAUACAAGCAUGCUUAGAGUGUUGGAGUUGGCGUACAAUCAUUUCACAGGUGAAUUACCACAAGAGAUUGGCACUCUGCCAAUACUUGAGACUUUCUCUGUGUUCGGUAAUUCCUUAUAUGGAUCAAUUCCAUCUUCCUUAUUCAACAUAUCAACAAUGAAGAACUUAAAAUUUUCGUACAAUGAGUUUUCUGGCAUUCUUCCAUUAGAUAUGGGGAAUUCACUUCCCAAUCUUGAAUGGCUUCUUUUGGCUUAUAACAGAAUUAGUGGCCCAAUUCCAAGUUCUAUGGCCAAUGCUUCUAAACUUAUCAUCUUGGAUAUGCCUGGCAACUCAUUCAGUGGCUUCAUACCCGACUUCGGUAAUUUGAAGCUCCUAGAGGAAGUUCGUCUUGUGAGAAAUAAUUUAAGUGGAGCAGAAUUCCCAACUCAGGAAUUGACAUUUCUCUCUUCAUUAACUAAUUGUCGACAUUUGAAGGGAUUGGCUAUAUCGGACAAUCCACUGAAUGGCAUUCUACCCACUUCCUUAGGGAAUUUUUCCUCCUCUCUUGAGAAUAUUUAUGCAUCAGCAUGCAACAUCAUGGGUGUCAUUCCAUUCGAAGUAGGAAACUUAAGCUAUUUGCUAGAUCUCCAUUUGAGUGAGAAUCAACUGAGUGGUCACAUUCCACCAACAAUAGGAAAAAUGAAGCAACUCCAAACACUAUAUCUUAGUGACAAUCAACUGGUGGGUUAUAUACCUAACGAUCUUUGCCGAUUGUAUCAUUUGGGGGGCUUGAGCCUUGCUCGUAACAUGCUUGUGGGUCCAAUACUUGAAUGUUUGGGUGAUGUUAAAUCAUUGAGAGAGAUCUACAUAGAUUCUAACCAAUUGAAUUUAACCAUCCCUCCUAGCUUGUGGAAUCUCACAGACCUUGUGAUUCUGAACUUGUCUUCCAAUCAUUUGAGCGGUCAAUUGUCAUCUCAAGUUGGAAAUUUAAAGAUGAUCAACUCUCUGGAUUUGUCAUCCAAUCAAUUUUCAGAUGUUAUUCCUAGCUCAAUUGUUGGUUGUCAAUCUCUAACAUUUCUUAACUUAUCAAAUAAUAUGUUUAGUGGCUCUAUUCCUCAAUCAUUGGGAGAGGUUAAAGGUUUGAUUACAUUGGAUUUCUCUUAUAAUAAUCUUUCAGGAUCAAUACCCAAGUCCUUAGAAGAACUUCACUAUCUUCAAGUAUUUAAUUGUUCUAAUAACUUAGCUCUUUGUGGUCCAAUAGAAUUUCAAGUUGCACUCUGCCCAGAAAAUCAUCAUAGAUCAUGGUUGAAGAAACUCAUUGUUCCAUCUGUGGUUUUAGCUGUCAUUGUGGUCAUCAUAAUGCUUAUUCUCAUAAGAAAGUGUAAACAAAAACAUGUGGCACUCUCUACUGAUAUUCCACCAGUAACUACUGAAUGUAGGAGAAUUUCUUAUAUAGAACUUGAACGAGGAACAAGUUCAUUUAGUGAAAUCAACCUACUUGGCAGAGGUAGUUUUGGUUCUGUAUUCGAAGCAACACUUUCUGAUGGGUUGAAAGUUGCGGUAAAAGUGUUCAACUUGGAACUGCAAGAGGCAUUAAGGAGCUUUGAUGCUGAAGCUACUAUAUUGAGUAGCAUUCGACACAGAAACUUAGUUCGAGUUAUUGGAUGUUGUUCUAAUAUGGAGUUUAAAGCAUUGAUUCUCACAUAUAUGCCAAAUGGGAGCUUGGAUAAAUGGAUACAUUACGACACGUAUGGUUUGGAUCUUAUACAGAGAUUGAAAAUAGCAAUAGAUGUUGCAUCAGCCUUGGAAUAUCUUCACCAUGGCCAUACAUUCCCGGUUGUUCAUUGUGAUAUCAAGCCAAGCAAUGUGUUGCUUGAUGAAGACAUGACUGCUCAUCUUGCUGAUUUUGGUAUUUCAAAGCUUUUCGAUGGAGGAGAAACGUUCAUCCAAACGCAAACAGUGGCAACCAUCGGUUACGCAGCACCAGAGUUUGGAAUGGAAGGCAAAGUGUCAACAAAUGGGGACGUAUUUAGUUUUGGGAUAUUGUUGCUAGAGAUGUUCACCGGAAAGAGGCCAACAGACGAUAUGUUCCGUGAAGAAAGGAGCAUAAAAGAGUGGGUAAGUGAAGCGUUAGAUGAAAAUACAGCACCUGAAUUGGUGGCGCCAGAUUUGUUGUCAAGGGAAGAUCAACAUUUUUCUGCAAAGGUGCAAUGUUUGUUGUCAAUAUUGGAAUUGGCAAUGAAAUGUUUAGCUGAUUCAGCAGAUGAAAGAAUCAACAUGAUUGAAGCAGCAACUGCUCUACACAAUAUCUAUGCUACAAAUGUGGCAGCUACAAGUACUCGUCGUCCACGAUAUGCAUUUUCUGUUCGGCAAUAAUCUCAGUUUGAUAGCUCAGAUGUAUAGUUGCUCAAAUCAAUUUGUUUGUCACUGUUAUGUGAACACUAAUCCAUUAGAUUGGUGGGAAACUAUUGUUUAUUAGUGCAAUUUGUAGUAGUUCAUAUUU